Galeopterus variegatus (Sunda flying lemur) is the source of this 3892-nucleotide messenger RNA. It is a transcript of the gene RCBTB1, whose product is annotated as regulator of chromosome condensation (RCC1) and BTB (POZ) domain containing protein 1. Bases 108 to 1703 code for a protein of 531 amino acids. The record is from RefSeq and is a predicted model, not a curated record. Gene Ontology annotation, molecular function: protein binding. The transcript is spliced from 12 exons. Lineage: Eukaryota; Metazoa; Chordata; Mammalia; Dermoptera; Cynocephalidae.
GUCUUCUCGUUCCAGGAAAAGGCCCAGGUGUAAAGGCGAAGAAAGGAUUGGACACAUUGCUGCAGGAAAGAUGUCGGCUUAUUUAUAGGAAUUGCUUGAAGUCAGUCAUGGUGGAUGUAGGAAAGUGGCCGAUCUUCUCUCUGCUCUCACCUCAGGAAAUUGCAUCUAUUCGGAAAGCAUGUGUUUUUGGCACCUCAGCCAGUGAAGCACUGUAUGUUACUGACAAUGAUGAGGUCUUUGUAUUUGGACUGAACUAUAGUAACUGCCUAGGAACUGGAGAUAACCAGAGUACACUUGUACCCAAAAAGUUAGAAGCCUUAUGUGGAAAGAAGAUUAAAAGCCUUAGUUAUGGGAGCGGUCCACAUGUUCUUCUCAGCACUGAAGAUGGAGUGGUUUAUGCCUGGGGUCACAAUGGAUACAGCCAGCUUGGGAACGGGACGACCAACCAAGGUGUUGCUCCCAUCCAAGUCUGUACCAAUCUCUUGAUCAAGCAAGUGGUUGAAGUGGCUUGUGGUUCACAUCAUUCAAUGGCUCUGGCAGCUGAUGGAGAAGUAUUUGCUUGGGGCUAUAACAACUGUGGCCAAGUGGGAUCAGGAUCUACAGCCAAUCAACCAACUCCUCGAAAAGUUACAAACUGUUUACAUAUUAAGAGGGUGGUUGGCAUUGCCUGUGGUCAGACCUCCUCCAUGGCUGUUCUGGACAAUGGCGAGGUAUAUGGCUGGGGCUACAAUGGCAAUGGUCAGCUGGGCUUGGGAAACAAUGGCAAUCAGCUGACCCCUGUGAGAGUGGCCGCUUUACACAGUGUGUGCGUGAACCAGAUUGUCUGCGGCUAUGCACAUACUCUAGCACUAACAGAUGAGGGCUUGCUCUAUGCCUGGGGAGCUAACACAUAUGGGCAGCUGGGAACUGGCAAUAAAAAUAACCUGCUAAGUCCAGCACACAUCAUGGUGGAGAAAGAAAGGGUAGUAGAGAUCGCAGCCUGUCACUCUGCCCACACGUCUGCCGCCAAGACCCAAGGUGGAAACGUGUACAUGUGGGGCCAGUGCCGGGGCCAGUCGGUGAUCCUGCCUCACCUCACCCACUUCUCCUGCACAGAUGACGUAUUCGCCUGCUUUGCCACCCCCGCCGUCACGUGGCGCCUUCUGUCUGUAGAGCAUGAAGACUUUUUAACAGUUGCAGAGUCACUGAAGAAAGAAUUUGAUAGUCCAGAAACUGCUGAUCUGAAGUUUCGAGUCGAUGGGAAAUAUAUUCAUGUCCAUAAAGCUGUUUUGAAAAUCAGGUGUGAACACUUUCGAUCCAUGUUCCAGUCUUAUUGGAAUGAGGACAUGAAGGAGGUGAUAGAAAUAGACCAGUUUUCCUACCCCGUGUAUCGUGCCUUCCUCCAGUACCUCUACACAGACACAGUGGAUCUGUCUCCUGAAGACGCCAUAGGUCUUUUGGAUUUGGCAACAUCUUACUGUGAAAACAGAUUGAAAAAGCUCUGUCAGCACAUUAUCAAGAGAGGAAUUACUGUGGAGAAUGCCUUUUCAUUAUUCUCUGCUGCGGUCAGAUAUGAUGCAGAGGAUUUAGAAGAAUUCUGCUUUAAGUUUUGCAUCAAUCAUUUGACAGAAGUUACACAGACUGCAGCAUUUUGGCAAAUGGAUGGCCCUCUGCUAAAGGAGUUCAUUGCUAAAGCCAGUAAAUGUGGAGCCUUUAAGAACUGAAGCACAAGCUGCUGGGUUUGUGAGUGCUCAGGGGCACUGCUGAUGCUGUGCCCAGUGUGUGCUCUACGGGUGAUGUAAUUCUGCAGGUAAAAAACCAUCAGGUUUUUUUUUUUUUUUUUCCCACAUCUGUGACACAGUCUCUGUGUAGGAAUACAUGAAGGAUGUAACGGCUUUUCUUGAGCCCAUUUUAAACAACUCUUAUUUGCAGAUAUGUAUAUUUUAAAUGUGACCUUUCUUAUAUUUGGCCUGGAACAUUGUAACAAGUUUAGCUGUUUUUGUUUUUGAUUAGAGGAACUUCUGAACAUGGAUAGGGGAAGUUGGUAAUUACCCUCCUGGGCCAUGCAUCAAGGACGUUUUGAUACCAGAAAUUGUAAUAGUUUGUGAAUUGUGAGAUGAACUUAGAGGCCCUACCAUGAAUUAAAGAUGCUGGAAGUGCUGCAUUAGUUGCUAGUUCAGGAUCCUUACUGUGAAGGAAUAGUUAAGAUUGUUUGAGGCUUUUGUUUGUGUGCUUCUGCUAUCGAUGACUUUUUUUUAACUUCAAGGUAUAUCAAAGUAAUAUUCAGUUUAACAUAAGUUAAAACUAUUAAAAUAAUUAUGUAAAGAUAAAUUUCUAGGUUAGCCAAGAUUUCUCUUAAGAUUUAAGUGCAUGAAGAGUAGUAAUUUUGAACUAUCCUUGAAAAGUUGAUAAUGAAAGAAACCGCAUUUGGAUAAGGGUGAAUAUUUUAUAAAUUAGAAUCUCCUUUACUUAUUCAACAGUGUUUUAUUUUUUAUUUCAUUAUGGUAGGAUUUGAGAACUCAAAUUUAAAUUGUCCUCCUCUUUUUCCCCUAUAAGUGCUAAUAACUGUUGAGGAAAAUGACGACGUACAGUGUACUCUUGCCUGCCUUCCUAAGUUAUUGCUGCUCAGUCAUCAGGUCUGCUACACAUAAUGUAAAGAAGUACUUCUUAAAACCGACUUUCUUUUAGGGCUUAAUGGAAUUUGCUGUACCUCUUUAGGCCAAAUACCAUCACAAAUUUGCUUAUUUGAAACUACACUACUUUUCAUUUUUGAUGUGCCUCUCCUUUUAAUUGUAUUAGGUACAAUAUUUAACUCAAUUUAAUCUUGAGAAAGGGUCAAAAUUAAGAUUUUCUUGAAAAGAUUCUAUUUAAAAUGCACGUUUUAAAAAUCUGGUUAUGAAACAUGACUUUGUGAUGUAAGAGUGUUCAACCUUAAGUUUUAUCAUGUUAUGUCCAUUGAGCUUGCUUUAAGAAUGAAGCUUUGUUCUGCUCUCUGAUAUGAACUUGUUUCUGUUUAUGUGAGCUCCCCGAGUGAACUUUCCGUGCUUGGAAGGUCCCCCUUCUGAACUUGGAGCCUGACUAGUUUCAGAGCCAAAUUAACAAGAGGGCAAAGACAUGCUGCAGCUGCUAUUUUUAGCAGUGUUUUUAAACGUGUGUUUAUUGGGGUAGGAGGGGGAGUGAGGCCCCAUAUAUAGGAGUUCACUGAUAAGCAAAAUACAUGCAAACCUAGAAGUCCCCGCCCCCUUUUCUUGAUCAUCACAAGUGAUUGAAGCCCAAUAAAUUAUUAGGUUAGAAUUAGUCCUAUAACAUGAUAGAAUUUUUCUUUCUAGGUUGAUAAAUUCACAUUAAUUUGGUUAUUAGCUAUGAUGGGUAGUGUUUGUAACAAUUACUGUUCUGUAGGGUUAUGUUCUGAACAAAAUGAGAACUUCAGUAUGUUUACUAUUGCUCUUACUUGAAAAAAAAAUUUCAAAAAAGCACAAAUUAAAGUAGUAAGUAGAUCCAUAUCCAUAGAUAGUUCGUUCAUUCAACAAAUAUUUACUGAAUUCCUAAUAUAGGUGAAGAACCACCUCUCAUAUUAGAUUACUGAGUAAUUUGUAUGAGUAUGUAUGGAAGUGAAGAGAACAAAAAUAAGUCCUUCAAAAAAUACUUGAGUAUCUUUUUAAAAAAAAUACACUCUUGUAUUUUUCUACUUGGUUUUGUUGUUAAUCAUAGCAGGAGAUGAAAACUAUUCUUUAAAUUGGUUUUUUUCCAUCUGAUGUAAUAAUGGAAGCCAAAGUAUUCACAUUUCUUAAAAUAGCCCUAAAUGUACUCUUGUUGAACUUCUUACUGGAACAAUGUUUGAUACUCUAGUAUAUAGGCUGUAUUUAUGUAAUGUUUAGAAUGACAUAUUAAUAAAGUAAUCCAUUAAAACAGG